GAGUAUUACUAUUCGUCAUUGUGGCUUAGAGAAAGGGGCAGGCGCGUUCGCGUCUGCAUACAGGCUGCAUAAUAUCUUGACUAACGAUUUGUGUUUGAGACGCGCACAGCUGAGACGGUGAACGAGAGAAAGGGUGCGUAUCUGGAUUGGCGACGGAGUAGAAGGUUGAGCUGCCAGACGUUCCUCUUGGACCGGGUCGGUAUGAGCGAGCGGUUUGACUGCGCGGGGUGCAAGGAGUCCCUGUACGGGCGCAAGUUCAUCCAGGCAGAGGACGGCGCCCCCCACUGCAUCCCCUGCUACAACAAGGCGUUCACCCACGCCUGCGCAGAGUGCAAGGAGCUCAUCCAGCACAACGCCCGGGAGCUGUGCUAUGACGACCGGCACUACCACGAGCAGUGCCUGCGCUGCUCCCGCUGCGGCCGCUCGCUGGCGGACGAGCGCUUCACCCGCCACGGGACGGCGCUGCUGUGCAACGCCUGCUUCUGCAGCGAGUUCUCCUCCACCUGCGUGGCCUGCAGCAAGACCAUCCAGCCAGGCUCCAGGAAGCUGGAGUACCAGGGCAGGACCUGGCACGAGGCCUGCUUCGUCUGCCUCGGCUGCCAGCAGCCGAUCGGCGGCAAGGCCUUUGUGCCGGACGAGGACGGGCACUACUGCGGCCCCUGCUACGAGAACAAGUUCGCCCCGCGCUGCACCCGCUGCAAACAGGUGUUGGUGACAGGGGGUGUGACCUAUCGCGAUGAGGCGUGGCACAGGCACUGUUUCGUGUGCGCGGGCUGCGGGGUCGAGCUGGCCGGGAAGCAGUUCACCACCGAGGAGGACAGUCCCUACUGCGUUCAGUGCUUCACCAACACCUAUGCCCGCAAGUGCGAGGGCUGCAGCGAGCCAGUCACAGGUUUUGGGGAGGGGAAGUUCGUCUCCUUCGAGGAGCGCCACUGGCACCAGACCUGUUUCGCCUGUUCCCGCUGCUCAGCGUCCCUGUUGGGCGUCGGCUUCUUCCCGGAGGACGACCUGAUUCUGUGCCGUGAUUGCAGCACCCUGUCUUAGACCACGCCCACCCCCUGCCUCAAACCGGCCAAUCGGGCAUCGGCAGUCUCGUUCACCCUGUCUCCCUUCAUUUAAACUGCCCUCAUCUCCUUGGCUGUGUUGUGUGUGUAACUUCACCCAGACUUGUCGUUUACGUUUCUGAUCACGGUUUCUGUCCUAACGCUAUGUGUGCGGGCAGUGCACAGAUCUGAGCUGACGUCAGAGCUCUCCACAUUGGCGCGGGACUAAAUUAUGUCAAAAAA
This is a messenger RNA of Anguilla anguilla (European eel), 1286 nucleotides long. Its product is annotated as four and a half LIM domains protein 3-like. The record is from RefSeq and is a predicted model, not a curated record. Gene Ontology annotation, molecular function: actin binding; transcription coregulator activity. Lineage: Eukaryota; Metazoa; Chordata; Actinopteri; Anguilliformes; Anguillidae. The coding region runs from base 202 to 1044 and encodes 280 amino acids. Gene Ontology annotation, biological process: actin cytoskeleton organization. The transcript has 6 exons. Gene Ontology annotation, cellular component: nucleus; Z disc; stress fiber.